This is a messenger RNA of Tetrahymena thermophila SB210, 1656 nucleotides long. RefSeq lists its product as hypothetical. The record is from RefSeq and is a predicted model, not a curated record. Gene Ontology annotation, cellular component: SCF ubiquitin ligase complex. The transcript has 11 exons. Gene Ontology annotation, biological process: SCF-dependent proteasomal ubiquitin-dependent protein catabolic process. Lineage: Eukaryota; Ciliophora; Oligohymenophorea; Hymenostomatida; Tetrahymenidae.
AUGAAUAAUUUAUUUAUUAAAGAAAAAAAAAAUACUUCUAAGUUAUAUACAAUAAACAAUUAAAAUAGAAAAAUAGUUAGAUAGAUAGAAAAAUAGAUCAAAAAUUUAAUCAGAAGAAGAAGAUCUAAAUACGAUAAAAUUUAUAAAAUAUUUAAUGCAGUAAAUAGUUGUUCUACCAUAAAUUUAUAUUGUAAAAAUACCUAUACUGAUUAUGGUUAUUUAUCUACUAUAAAGUAUUAUUUAUUAAAUUUAAUAUUAAAAUUAAUUAAAAAAUAACUUAAAAUAGUUGCUAUUAAGUACGCAAUUAAAUAAUAUCUCAAAAAACUAAUAAAAAUCAAUAAAAAAACAAAAAUGAAAACUAGUUAGAAAUCUUCAGUCUUAGAAAAAAAUGAAUUUUUUGAACUAAAAAAAUUUAUAGAAGCAAAUUUAUCUUUUGAAUAAAUAAAGCAUCUUAGCCUUGAAUUAGAAAAACUUACUAAAGAUGAUUUUCCAAUAAUAGCUUCUAAAAUUGAAAAGUGUUCCAAUCUCAAAUAUUUAAAUCUUUAGUUUUGCCAAUCAAAUAGAAAAAUUUUUAAAAGCCCAAAGUUAUUAUCUAUAUUAGGAAUCAGCUUAACCAAAUGCAAGAAUUUAUGUGCUUUGUAAAUGAACUUUUCGCUUUAAGAAAUUGGAGAAAAAGGAGGAUUUGUUAUUGCUUCUAUUAUAAGAGGUUGUAAAAAUCUUCAAAUAUUUAAUCUUUUUGGAUUUGAAAGUAGUAUAAGAGGUGAAGGAUUAUCAAGAAUAGCUACUGCUUUAUCAAAGUGCCCAAAUCUUAAAAAGCUUAUGAUAUCUAUAUGCGCAGAUGCCAUUAACGAUGAAGAUUUAGAAAAUUUAGGAUCUAAUUUAGCAAAAUGCUAAAGCUUGUAAGAAUUCAGUCUUAAUAUUAGUGAUAAUUGCUUUAGUGACAAUGGUUUAUCUAAAUUAGGCUUAAAUUUAGCUAAAUCUGUUAAUAUAAAAGUAUUGAAAAUAAAUACUUAUGAUAGAGAUCCUACUGAUAUAAAACCUACUUCUAAAGGAUAUUACGAUUUGUGUGUUCCUUUAUCGAAUUUAAGGAAUCUCAAAGAGUUUUCACUGGGUUUUUGCUGGGAACUUGAUAAUGCAUGCUUAUCUUAAGUUGGAUUAGCUCUAAAAACUUGUAAAAAUCUAUUGAAAUUAUCUCUUGCAGUAGAUUUUGAAGUAACAGAUUAAUACAUUGAAGAGUUUUAUUCUCACAUUAAAAAUUAUAGUAAUCUAAUCUAAUUAGAUCUUUUUAUAGGCGAUUAAGAAAUUAAUAGGAAGAAGAUAGAAAGAAAAAUUUUAAAAAUGCCAAGAAUAUGGCACUUUUUUUUGGGCAAAAAAGAUACUUAGGGAAUGCCUUAAUUAAUGAGCAUUUACAAUAUAUAUGUGAUUAAAGUGUAAGCUUAAAUCUGUGAUAUAAUUAUUCACAUUCUAUAUUUUUAAACAAAAAAAGAAUAAAUACAACAUGAGUAAUAAAUUAAUUAUAAAUUUAAAACAAAAUAUUUAUAAAUGUAAAAUAAAAAUAUAAAAAAUAAAUUUAAAUCUAAAAAAAACAAAAAUUUAAUUUAAAAAUAAAUUAUGAAUAAAAUUAUAGUAUUAAUAAUUUCUUAAAAUUUUAAUUGA